GAGCUUGCUGUUAUCAAUGGAGUCUCUCAAGAAUCAGAUGCUUCCUGUCUCUCAUAAACCCUCUCGUAUGACCACCAGAGGACUCUACGCUGCUCUCUCUUACAUGGCCUCUGCCGUUCUGUUGGUCAUGUUCAACAAAGCGGCCCUCUCUUCUUACAGUUUUCCAAGUGCCACUGUCAUCACGCUUUUGCAGUUGGUUUGCUCAUGUUUGAUUCUCUAUGUGAUGAGAUACUGGAAGUUAAUUUCUUUCACAGAAAGUGAGCUACAGAGCAGUUCUAACAACCCAGCAACUAUUGUGUCCUUAAAGACAUUAGCUCAAACACUUCCUCUUGGGCUGACAUAUUUGCUAUACAUGAUAGUGACCAUGGAAUCUGUGCGUGGCAUAAAUGUUCCAAUGUACACCACGCUGAGGCGAACUACUGUGGCCUUUACAAUGAUUGUGGAGUAUUUUCUUACUGGGCAGACACAUUCACGUUUUGUUAUUUGCAGUGUAGGGGUAAUUAUAGCCGGUGCAUUCAUCGCUGGAGCUCGGGACUUGGCAUUUGAUGCUUAUUCCUAUUCAAUUGUUUUCCUAGCAAACAUAUGUACAGCAGUAUACCUUUCUUCUAUUGCUCGUAUUGGUAAAUCCAGUGGCCUUAAUACCUUCGGUCUUAUGUGGUGUAAUGGCAUAAUUUGUGGACCAAUCUUAUUGAUCUGGUCAUCAAUCAGAGGAGAUUUAACAAAAACAUUGAACUUCCCUUAUUUUUAUGACCAUGGAUUUCAGGCUGUGAUGCUUCUUUCUUGUUUAUUGGCUUUCUUAAUAAACUACUUUGUAUUUUUAAACACAACUCUCAAUUCAGCACUUACUCAGACAAUUUGUGGCAAUUUGAAGGAUCUUUUUACAAUUGGGUUUGGCUGGCUCAUAUUUGGAGGACUUCCAUUUGAUUUGUUAAAUGUUGUUGGCCAAUCACUUGGAUUCCUUGGAUCCAUUUUGUACGCCUGUUGUAAACUCAAAGGAAUAUGAAGACAACGUUCCAGGCUGCUGCCUCUGUUACACACAGAAUAUUAAAAGAAUUAAGGAAGAAAAUAAAAUAUUGUUCAUUGAGCUGAUAAAAUAAAUGGCAGAUAUUAUAUUAUGAAGCGGCAAAAGAAAUAAAAUAAAUGGCGUU
This is a messenger RNA of Neltuma alba, 1148 nucleotides long. RefSeq names its product UDP-N-acetylglucosamine transporter UGNT1-like. Lineage: Eukaryota; Viridiplantae; Streptophyta; Magnoliopsida; Fabales; Fabaceae. The record is from RefSeq and is a predicted model, not a curated record. The transcript is spliced from 10 exons. Bases 17 to 1003 code for a protein of 328 amino acids.